Messenger RNA from Triplophysa rosa, 941 nucleotides. RefSeq names its product torsin-1B-like. Gene Ontology annotation, molecular function: ATP binding; kinesin binding; ATP hydrolysis activity. The coding region runs from base 103 to 696 and encodes 197 amino acids. Gene Ontology annotation, biological process: nuclear membrane organization; protein localization to nucleus. NCBI's taxonomy places the organism in Eukaryota, Metazoa, Chordata, Actinopteri, Cypriniformes, Nemacheilidae. Gene Ontology annotation, cellular component: endoplasmic reticulum lumen; nuclear envelope. The transcript has 3 exons. The record is from RefSeq and is a predicted model, not a curated record.
GUUAAACUUCAUUCUUAGAAAGUCAUAAAUGAAUUCUUGUACCAUCUCAUUUUCUCAUUACAAACUUUGAGAAAAAAACAGCACAGGGAAGCAACUUUUGCAAUGAAAUCAGGCAGGAUAUUUGUGUUGUUUCUUAUGUUACCUAUUGUAACAGUAGAGACAGGAGUCUUUGACUUUUUCAGUGGGUUUUUUGACAACGACAAAUUACGACCUUUUAAUUCUAAAGGGUUUGGGAAAGAUCUAAGGAAGUCUCUAUAUGGGCAGCACAUUGCAUUGGAAACGAUACUGAAAGCUGUGUCCGGGUUUAUGAAGGAUUCAAAUCCACCAAAACCACUCGUGCUUUCUUUACAUGGACCAUCAGGUGUGGGAAAAACUUAUGUCACCAAGAUCAUUGCAAGGAAUAUUUAUGAAAUGGGGGAAAUGAGCAAACACGUCCACACAUUUAUUACCACAUAUCACUUCCCACACAAAACGCAGACGGAGUCAGCCAUGUAUGAAUCUCAACUUAAACAGUGGAUUCAUGGAAAUGUGUCAAGUUUUCCUCACUCCAUGUUUAUAUUUGAUGAAAUGGACAAGAUGAACCCACAUCUGAUAGAGGCUAUGAAACCUUUUCUGGACUACAUGCCCCAUAUAGAUGGAGUGUCAUUCAGGAAAGCAAUCUUCAUUUUUCUCAGGUGGUGCAGUUCAUUUGUAUAGAUUUGGGGUUAUUAGGGAUCUGAGAAAGACUCUGGCUGUGAUCAGAGUGCACUUACUUUAAGUCGUAAUGUAAGUAAUGAAAGACCUAUUCCACAAAGAGUCCAUGAUAAACUGUAUCUAUUUACAGUAAUGCAGGUCAGGAUAAGAUCGUCAACUUAGCUCUGGAUUUCUGGAGGAAAGGUAAAGUCAGAGAAGAAAUGCAGAUAAACACUGAGGAAAUGGAGACUCAUAUUUAUGAACAAAUC